AACAGGAAGUUCUAGCUGUGAGGUGAUUUGGGAGGAAUUAGAGAGGAGACAUUGCUGGAACUGGCAGCAGAGGAGAGAUCACAUGACCAUGUCCAUGAAGAUGGAGGAGGUCCGGAGUCACAUGACGGAGAGGAUACUAAACCUCACCCUGGAGAUCAUCUACCUGCUGACCGGAGGGAGUUUUCCUCUUCUGAAGUCUGGUGAUCAUGUGACCAUCACAGCGCCCCCAUGUGACUCCCUAAAACCCGAGAGACCCAACAUGGAGAAGAUUCUAGAAGCCACCAAGAAGAUGGUGGAGCUGCUGACGGGAGAGGUGAGCGGUGCCGGGGAUUCUGGGACAUGAUCCAGGAACAGA
This is a messenger RNA of Nanorana parkeri, 355 nucleotides long. Its product is annotated as gastrula zinc finger protein XlCGF53.1-like. NCBI's taxonomy places the organism in Eukaryota, Metazoa, Chordata, Amphibia, Anura, Dicroglossidae. The transcript has 3 exons. The coding region runs from base 83 to 343 and encodes 86 amino acids. The record is from RefSeq and is a predicted model, not a curated record.